ACCCGCACCGGGACACAGCUGACGCGCUGCCCGCCCGGCCUCCCGAAGUCACCGAUCGGGCUGGUCAGGUGAGCAGCGGCUGGGGAUCACGUGGCUGCCCGCCCUCUCCUGGCCAGGCUAGAAGCUCAGUUGUGUUGCAGCUGUUCCCAGCGCCUGGCCCGUCCCUCUCCGCCCGGUAUUUAUCUCUCACUCCAGAGCAAUGAAGUUGGCAGCCUCUGUCUCUGGCCUGGCCCUAGUGGCCUGUGCCCUAGCUCUGGAGAAUGGACUCAUGCGGGUGCCCCCGAUGGGCUGGCUGGCGUGGGAGAGAUUUCGCUGCAACACUGACUGCAAGACGGACCCUGACAACUGCAUCAGUGAGAAGCUUUUCGUUGACAUGAUAGAUCGUCUAGCGGAUGAUGGCUGGAAGGAGCUGGGAUACGUGUAUGUGAACAUAGAUGAUUGCUGGAUGGCGAAGAAGCGGGACGCAAUGGGGAAACUGAUCCCAGAUCCCGAGCGUUUUCCCAGUGGGAUCAAAGCCCUGGCAGAUUAUGCGCACUUCCGGGGACUGAAGUUGGGCAUCUAUGGAGACAUGGGCAAUUACACAUGCGGUGGCUACCCAGGCACCACGCUGGACCUGGUCGAACAGGAUGCCCUGACCUUCGCGGAGUGGGGCGUGGACAUGCUGAAGCUGGAUGGCUGCUACUCAUCAGAAGAUGAGCAGGCCCAGGGCUACCCUAAAAUGGCAAUGGCCUUGAAUGCAACAGGCCGCCCUAUUGCCUAUUCUUGUAGCUGGCCAGCCUAUCGAGGAGGGCUUCCACCCAAGGUGAACUACACCCUCCUGGCAAACAUCUGUAACCUCUGGCGUAACUAUGGUGACAUUCAGGACUCCUGGAACAGCAUCCUUUCCAUCGUGGACUGGUUUUCAGCAAAUCAGGAUGUGCUGCAGCCGAUGAAUGGCCCUGGCCACUGGAAUGACCCAGACAUGCUGAUCAUUGGAAACUUUGGCCUCAGUGAUGAACAGUCCCGAUCCCAGAUGGCCUUAUGGACGGUGCUGGCCGCCCCACUCUUCAUGUCCACGGACCUCCGCACCCUCUCCCGCAGCUCCAGGGAGAUUCUGCAGAACCGGCUGAUGAUCAAAAUCAACCAGGACCCCUUGGGAAUCCAGGGACGCAGAGUCCUUAGGGAGAAGUCUCGUAUUGAGGUGUUCCUGCGCCCGCUUUCCCACUCAGCCAGUGCCCUGGUCUUCCUCAGCCGGCGGACAGACAUGCCGUACCGCUACACCACCUCCCUCAGCAAGCUCAACUUCUCUGCCAGCGCCGUGUACGAGGCACAGGAUGUGUACAGCGGCGGGAUCAUCAGUGGCCUGAAGGCUGGAGAGAACUUCACUGUCAUCGUUAACCCCUCGGGCGUAGUCAUGUGGUACCUCUAUCCCACAAUGUACCUGGAUCAACCCUUGGACUUUGUCAGACAGCGCCCCCAGGGGAAGGGCUUCCACCCAUUUGCACUGUGAAGCGAAUCAAAAAGGAAGAGGAUGGGGGGCCAGCUGUGAUUUUAUCCAGCCCCGAUGGGUACAUGUUGCUCUCUGGCCAGGAGCGACUCCCCUGAGUGUUUCCAUCACUACAUAGAACAGACGUUUUGCUUGUUCAGUCGCAAACUAAUGAUCUACACAUAACCUCUUUGUGCCUUGGUUUUCCUCUCUGUCAACCAGAGAGAAUUACCACCUCCCUCCCAGGCAUGAGAGGGGGGUUAAUUCAUUACUGAUUGUAAAGUGCUUUGAGACCCUUCCCUGGAUGGUGCCAGGCAAGUGCAGAACAUAGUCACUGUGAGCAUUUGAUAAUUCUCACUACUUGAACACUUGGCUUUGAGCCCGCGCUAGAGUAGCAGGGGCUGAAGGCAGUAUCGCAGCUCGGUGAAGGGGUCAUUUCCCCUAGAUUUGCAGUAGGGCCUUAGAGCUGACCCCUGACGUACCUGUCACAAGGAGCGAGUUUCCCUGGAAGUGCUAUACCGGCAAUCACAUGUUCCAUUGGGGAGGGAACUUUCCUACCAUUUCUUUCGCUUAGAAUGACAACUUCAGGCAGUAGAACUCACCCCCUUCCAGUUGUAAAACCAUUAGUGCCUGUAGGAGGCAGCAUUGUGCAGUAGAAAGAGCAGGGUCCUGGGAGUUAGAAACUCAUGAAUUUAAAUGCUGCCUCUGCACUUACCUCAGCAGUUGCUAAAGGCGAUGUCUGCACUACCUCUGCUACAGUGGCACACCUGUGGGGCUGCAACACCCUCCUGUAGACCCUUCCUGCAAUGAUGGGUGGGGCUUUUCCAUUGGUGGUGUUAAUCGCACCUCUCCAAGAGACGGGUGGCUAGGUUGAUGGAUGAAUUCUUCUGCCAUGCCAAAAGCAGGGGCUAGACCAACCUAACUGCAGUGCUCAGGGUAUAUAAUUUGUCACAGCCCUGAGCAAUGGAGCUAGGUUGAUCUAAUUUUUAAGUGUAGACCAGUGGUUCUCAACCCAAGGCCC
Chelonoidis abingdonii (Abingdon island giant tortoise) is the source of this 2486-nucleotide messenger RNA. It is a transcript of the gene NAGA, whose product is annotated as alpha-N-acetylgalactosaminidase. The record is from RefSeq and is a predicted model, not a curated record. Gene Ontology annotation, molecular function: alpha-galactosidase activity. Gene Ontology annotation, cellular component: cytoplasm. Gene Ontology annotation, biological process: oligosaccharide metabolic process; glycoside catabolic process. NCBI's taxonomy places the organism in Eukaryota, Metazoa, Chordata, Testudines, Testudinidae.